AUGGUGCACGACAUGAACACCACCGAUCGUCUGGAGCAGUUUGCAGUCUCUGGCCUCUUCAGCAACACUCAUCGCCCGGAUUACGGUGGCAAUUUGUUCUACACAAAUAUGAUCAUUCCGCUAUUUCAUACCUAUAACACGAAGCCUGCAGAGGGCGAACAGGCAGAGUCCGCGACAGUUUGGUCUUUUCUCCACUACAAGAAAGGCGGAAAGAUUAAGCAAGAUGAUAACGGAGGUUUCGCGAGAGACGAGGAAGACAUCACACAAAAGGUGUACUGGCAUGUUUUGACCAAGUGGCAUGCUAGAGAAUUCGAGGCGCCUGUCAAGGCGUACGUAAAUGCGCUCACGAUCGAUGGCAUACUUGACGAUCAGCCGGUGUUCAUACCAACACCUGAGCUUGUAGUGCGUUACAACGUGAGCGAGACUGACAACGGCGUCUGGUGCCAUAACAGCGGAGACGCGAACAUCGAACAGUACGGUCAGGAUAGCUUCCUCUUCUGCCUCCUCGCCAUCGGCUACCUUGCUCUUGAGAUGGACAAGGAUCCAUCUGUAGAAGAAAAGAUCACACCCCCUUUCAACACCCAACAUCUCGCUUUGCGCCAGGUGAAUAACGCCGGUGCAAAUGCUCCAGGGCAGGUUAACGUAUCGGAUGCGGAGAGGGCUGCUGCGAUACUUUUACUAGGCAUCCGAGAUGUCUUCAAGCACUCAAGAAUUGGGCUGUUCGAUCCGGCUCAGAUUGAAAACAACCCAGCUGAUGCCGAGCUUGAUCUCGACAUGACAGCCGAGGACAAUAACAAUCGUUGGGCUAAAGCCUCGGCAGAGUGGGUUCGAGGUCUGAGUGAUAUGCUUCGAUUGUCGGCCAAGAUGAGCUUCGGUGGCCCAUACAACAGCGUCGAGGAUGCUGCUGAAGGGGGCGACGGAGACGAUGACAAUAACGAUAACGGAAGUGACAACGGCAAUAACGGCGGCGAGCCAUUGGGAGUUGGAGGUGGAAGUGAGAGCAUUGACGAAAGACCAUUCGAGAAGCCACAAGAUGAGGCGCCUGAGAAACAUCACAGCAAUGCUGAAGACACUGAGCUCUCGAGGCCAGUAGGGCAUGAACCUGUUCGAGACCACCAGAAUGCUCACCACAAGGACGAAACGACCGAGCGAAAAGCCAUCCAGGAAGACAGCACCAAGCCAGGGCAUAUGCAGUCGAUGACCGUAUCACCCACAAUUAUUCAGCCAAAAGGGCAAGGAGCUUCUGAAAUAGCCCCAUCUUCACCCACAUGCUCUGGCUCUGAAGAAUUCAUCCAGACGACAUACCCUUCGUCAAACGAUGCCGUGGCAGAAGUGUCUCCAACAUUGCACGUGGAAGAAGGUACCAUGUCGCACUCUGGCGGUCACGCGAAGACCCGAAAACGGACCAGAGAUUCUCUCUUUUCAGAGAGUAGCGAGGACGAGGAAGAGCAGGCAGCGAAGAAGCCAAAGCUCUUUGGCCGAUCCAGUCACGCGGAGGACGGCAAGGGCCAUAGCGAGGACAAGUCUUGGGAAGGAUUCGAUGACGAAGUUGAGGCUGCCAUGAAGUAUGUCCUCAAUGAGAGCUCUGAGAAGGAAUAUACUGACAGUUCCGAAGAUGAAAAGAUUGAGGAGGAGGGGGGAAGGGAGAAGAGGGAGGAAGGAAAAGAGCACGACGAAGACGAGGAAGAAAGUGAGGAGGCGGAAGACGCGGAGCGCGAACCUUUCAAGGCACCUCAGAUCGGUACAGAUGACGAGGAUAUCGAUAUGGAUUCUUACGCCGCCGAGCGCAAGCAUCGCUAUUUGAUGUAUCACAAGCCUGACAGGAACGUGGAGUACAUCCCCGAUCAAAACAUGUUAUACGCGUCAAUCUAG
Messenger RNA from Phaeoacremonium minimum UCRPA7, 1872 nucleotides. RefSeq lists its product as hypothetical. The transcript has a single exon. The record is from RefSeq and is a predicted model, not a curated record. NCBI's taxonomy places the organism in Eukaryota, Fungi, Ascomycota, Sordariomycetes, Togniniales, Togniniaceae. The coding region runs from base 1 to 1872 and encodes 623 amino acids.